Molecule: messenger RNA, 1371 nt
Organism: Suillus discolor
Lineage: Eukaryota; Fungi; Basidiomycota; Agaricomycetes; Boletales; Suillaceae
Exons: 2
Coding region: 1-1371 (456 amino acids)
Source: RefSeq, a predicted model, not a curated record
AUGCUGGAUAAUAUAGAAGACAAGGCUAAAGAAUAUCUGCGUUCUGAUCCAAUACUAUGGAUCCCAUCCAAGAUCUGGUUUGAGCUGAUCAGGCGACGUGUGCGGGAGAUUCAGAGGACCCAAAUAACCGUUGUAAAAAAGAACCCUCCCAAUCUUGGCAUCAUAACUGGCUUGCUCAACCACAUGCUUCGUUCAACUACAUCUACCCCUAUCAUCUAUGAUCGUCAUGUACGCGAAUCCCUUGCACUCCUUGAAUACAGAAAUGUACUCGAGACAGCAGGGAUGUUUUUCCUGCAAGACUUCGAUCUAGCCAGCGACACCUGCCUGGAGGAGGUGCAGCAAAUAGAUGAUGUAAAUGUUCUGGCUCUCAUGGGUGCAACUGCCAAGGCUCGAAGGGAUAGAGCGGUGGGAAGGUUGGAAGGUUGGAAAAACCUCGAGUCAGAGAUGGAAGACUAUCCUAUUGGUCGUACACCAACAUGGAACACACUCAAGACAGCCAUCGCAAGCUCUCCUGGGUUGAUAAUGAGGCAAUGGACACGUUCGACCAGUUUGUCCAUCAAUGAACUCUCCGUUGGACGAUUGAUAGUCAAUUUCACAAGACAAAUGUGGCUCAUGCUUACAAACGAAGUCUUUAAAGGUAUCACACCCUACCCAAGCUCGCUCAAUGAUGCCAUGAAGUGCUGGACAAUCACAAGCAUCGAUGACACCCUCGCUUCUGUCGCAUUUGAAGCAUGCAAUUCUGGGCUGCAUGAUAAUACAGGUGUCACUCCAGGUCGCAUGGGUCCCAAAUCGAAAGCAUUUUUGGACAGGUGCUCCUUAUUCUUCCCCGACCCUGAUGCAUCCCACAAAGAAAAAUCUCAGUGGUCCACCCUGUGGGAGGGAGAUGGCUAUAUUGCAGAGUUUCACAGAAUGAUGAAGAACAUGAAUGAGGAUCAGGAGGCAUCGCUCAAGCAAGGUUUAUGUCAGGUAUUCUCUGACCUUCACUGUCUUCCUGCCAGCGGUGCAAGGGUGUGGAUUCGAAAGAAUGAUGCGAUAGUAUUUGUGACGAAUCCCGCAUUUUACAGGAUUGAUUGUGUUGGAAGAAAUGGAAAGAGUCAGAGGAGAGCUCCAAGAGCACGUCGUACAUUGAAGUUGAUCAAGGGAAAGCACAUAUUUGCAGCUGAUUUGAUGGACUCCCAUCCAUUCGACACUGAUGGGAAUCUGAGAAGAAAGACAGAGAGGCAAAAGCGUCGGGAGAUUCACAAAAAGAUGACCAUGGCGAAGAGAAACAACCGGGUGCCCCCUCCUCCACGUCUACGCAAAAAAUCCAGGCCAUUCCCAAUGCGUGCAUCAGAACAUGUGGCAAGAGAUGAUGAAAUGGAGGUCGAUUAG